Molecule: messenger RNA, 1427 nt
Organism: Clupea harengus (Atlantic herring)
Lineage: Eukaryota; Metazoa; Chordata; Actinopteri; Clupeiformes; Clupeidae
Gene: asf1ba
Product: anti-silencing function 1B histone chaperone a
Biological process (GO): DNA replication-dependent chromatin assembly
Cellular component (GO): nucleus; chromatin
Molecular function (GO): histone binding
Source: RefSeq, a predicted model, not a curated record
UGCGGAGUCAUCACAGAUCCGCAGCAAAUCAGAAUAUAUAGUAUUCCGCUCUUUUUCGUAAUCCGAACAUCGGCGGGAGGAUUUUAAAUCACUGGGAGACAACAGAAAAAGGGUUAUCGUUUUUGUUCGUGUACCUUAGGUGUCAUAUUUUAGUGUACAUUUAUCUAGACGACCUUCUACAGAGAGCUAUUAGAAGUAUUGUUUUGGCCGCUAACCAGCUGCUAAACCUGCUAAGUUACCUUGCUUGCUUGCUAACGAAAGUGCUUAACUAGAGGCAUUUUUAACUCUUUUCUAGAGAAACAUUUGGUUGUUUAGUUACUCACGACCUUUCCCUCUACUUCUGCAGUGAUAGACAGCCUGUAGAUUGUUCAAUUGAACGUUUGUUAGGAGCACAUUUAACUAGCUAAGUAAUGGCGAAGGUUCAGGUUUUCAAUAUUGCUGUUUUGGACAAUCCAAGUCCGUUCGGAAACCCUUUUCAGUUUGAAAUUACAUUUGAGUGCAUGGAAGAUCUACCCGAAGACCUGGAGUGGAAGAUCAUAUAUGUUGGCUCAGCAGAGAGCGAGGAAUGUGAUCAGACUCUUGACUCCGUGCUAGUUGGUCCUGUACCGGCUGGAAGACACAUGUUUGUUUUUCAGGCAGAUGCUCCGAAUCCUGCUUUGAUACCAGAGAGUGACGCUGUUGGCGUUACUGUGGUUCUAAUCACCUGCACAUACCGUGGACAGGAGUUCAUCCGCAUUGGGUACUAUGUGAACAAUGAGUACACCCAUCCUGAGCUGCGGGAAGACCCACCUAUCAAGCCAGACUACACACAGCUCCUGAGGAACAUUUUGGCUUCCAACCCACGUGUAACACGCUUCCAUAUCAACUGGGAGGGGUGUGCAGAGAAGAUGGAGGAUUUGGAGAAUGUGGCUCCGGCCCCCAACACCAUGCUGCCCCCUUCUUGUACUGUGGGCAAAGCGCCACCUCUUGGUAUGAUGCCAGACAACUCCGUGGACUGCAUGUGGAUGGACUUUUGAACCUAACACGGCCUCACUCAACCCAGGAAAUCAAGCCUUGUGAAAAGGGAGUGGCUGACUGAAAGAAACUCUCAGCCAGCUAAGCCUUAACAGUCCCCACACCUCUUCAGUAUGUUUGUUCUAUCUGCUGGUAUGCACUUACAGCAGAUAGAUGUUUUGGUAUGGCAUGUACCUUUGGCUGAAGAGAGCCUCAUUGCAAAGCACUCGGGAGCAUUGCAGCAAGCAUAGCCACCUAACAAUCUUGGGAUAAUCUAUAAUUUAAAUAUUUAUUUAUAUCUUUAAAUCUCUACAAAAGGAAUUAUCAAGUGGCCUUUUGGGCUAAAAUGUUGUGACAGUGGUCAAGUGUAUUAUACUGUACAUCAUUAAUACUCUGUGUUUUAUAUUUGUCUUCAAAUAAACUAUCUUUUGUUA